UAAAUUCGACUGCGCGAGUUGUCAGAGAAUUGUUUUGGUGGAUGAAAGACAUUGACAUUGGGUACUUGAUGGGGUAAAGAGACAUAGACAGUGCAAAGAGAAUGAUAUCCUUCUGGUAGAUCCAGGGACUGCAUGGGAGGCUUAUUGCACCUUUUUGAUUUCAAUCAAGGCAGCAUGGCCAGGAAGCUUUUUGUGCAUAAGAAACAUGAUGGUGGCCUUGAUGCUCCACGAAAUAGCUUGGAGAUGCAAGUAGAAACUUCUCAGAGCUAUUGUGACAUGGGAGAUUUGCCGGUGAAAGAAGUUGGUCCCAAAAAGAAUUAUCCACUUGAAAGUUCAAUGAAGAAAUUGAUCAAUGAGGAAAUAUCCAAACGCUCAAGUACCAGGCACAAUGGACCAAGCAUUGUGGCACGGCUUAUGGGGAUGGAUAUGUUGCCAGUGGAUAUAAAAUCAGCAGUUCAGCCAAUUGAGAAUAAACAUGAAUAUAGGAGAACAAAGUCUUCAAAGAAGGAAAUGAAUGGAAAGAGCUCAGUUGAUCAUGUCUCUUCAGACUUAAAUUCAUCCAGAGAGUUGGAUCUCAAUUCAUUCUAUCAAAAUAAUGGCACAGAGGAUGCUGGAUGGUGUGAAGAUCAGAAAGUUGGAAAACCAAGGCGUGAAGAGCAUCCUCAAGAGAAGGAACUACAGAAGUUCAAGAAAGAAUUUGAAGCAUGGCAAGCUGCCAGGUUUAAGGAAUGUUCAAGGAUUAUCGAAAAUGACAGCAUAUCAGGAGAGUUGCUUGCUCAAGAGCAUCUCAACAAGGAAAAGACAGCAGUUUCUGCAAAAUCCAAGCAAAUGACAAUUGAGAAGACUAUGGAAAGAAUAGAUCACAGUGUAAAAGAAAUCUCACACAAAAGAGGUGUUUCGUCACAUCGUGUAGAUGCAAUGGAUUUAUUCCCAUCUGAGUACACAAGAUCUUUAUCUUCAAAAAGCAGAACCAAGAGCUUAGACUUUGAGCAAUCCUCCUUGUUGAAUUCCAGGAAGAGAGUGAACAUAUCUUCAACUCCUACAAGGAUAGUUAUCUUAAAACCUGGUCCUGAUAGCUUUUGCAACCAUGAAGAGACUUGGAUCAAUUCUCCAAGCACUUUAGAUCAGAGGGGUAGUAUAGAAGAUUUUCUCGAGGAGGUGAAGGACCGACUGAGAUGUGAACUCCAAGGGAAGGUGCAUAAAAGGGGUUCAGUUGUCCGAGGAAGUGGAAUUGAGACCCCAUUUAGUGAACAGCCAUCUGAUCGAUCAGAAUCAACAAGAUCAUACAGAAGUGAAGUUCAAUAUGAUAGAGCAGGAUCCCCAGAAUUUAUACAUAGAGAUACUAGAAGGUUCCUGUUAGAGAGACUAAGAAAUGUUUCAGAAAGAGAGACCGGAUUUAAUUCUCCUGUAUUUUCUUCUGGCAGCUACGGGUCAUCUGCACUAGACUAUGAAAGGUUCAAAGUAAAGCAGGUGGGAGAUACUUUGGAAGCUCAAAAAGAUAUGAGUUUCUGGGGAAGGGGAAUGGUGAAAGAUGACCAUGUGAAAACCAGAUCCUUCAGGCAUGGAUCAGAUGACGAUAAGCUGCUGGAUAGAGAAUUGUCCCCUAGAAAUCUCAUUAGGUCCUUAUCUGCCCCAGUAUCCGGAACAUCAUUUGGGAAGCUUCUUCUGGAGAACCGCCACAUUUUGACUGGUGCUCACAUUCGGAGAAAGCAUGAAGCCAUUGAACAUGUGUCCUUGGAUAUGAAGAGUCAGAAGAAAGAAAGGUUCAAUUUCAAAGAAAAGGUUUCCCAUUUCAAAUACAAUUUUACUCUUAAGGGAAGACUGUUUGGAAAAAGAAUUCAAUCAGUGACUGAAUCAAGCCAUACUGAACAUUACCCUGUGAAUGACAUCAGGAGUGGUCCAACAGUUAUUACCAACUCUAGAGAGAGACAUGAUAAUUUCACUGAGGUGCCUCCUAGUCCUGCAUCUGUUUGCAGCACUGCUCAGGACGAUUUUUGCAGGACAGCUGAUUGUCUUAGUCCAGUAUCGACUCCAAAUGCAACUCCAAGAGAUGACAGAUUUGUGCCACAGGCUUUCAGAGACAUCAGCGAUAAUCUAAGUGAACUAAGAAGACAACUGAAUCAACUUGAGUCUGAUGAGCCUGACGAUGCAUCAGGUGAACAAGAAGUGGUCGAAUCUGAAAUGUCUGGACUAGAGAACCCGGCAGAGGUUUACAUAAAAGAUUUGCUUGUUGCUUCUGGUUUGUACGAUGGAUCAUUCGAGAAAUCCUUUUCUAGAUAUGACACGUCUGGGAAACCCAUCAGCCUCUCCGUGUUCAAAGAAGUGGAGGAAUCUUAUAAAAAGCUGGCCAGUGCAGACGAUAACUCAACCAAAGAUCACAAUGGGAAGGUAAAUCACAAGUUGUUCCUUGAUUUAUUGAACGAAGCUCUUUCAACUAUUCUUGGACCUCCAUUAAACAUGUCUAAAUUCAGAAGAAAAGCUAUCAACUCUUCUGCCCUGCCACCUUUACGUGGUAAGAAGUUGUUAGAUUCUGUUUGGGGGAUUAUCUAUCGUUAUGUAUACCCUCCAAAUGAUAAACACUGUCACUCCCUGGAUGAAAUAGUUGCCCGGGAUCUGGGAUCCUCGCUGUGGUCAGAACUGGUGGAGGAAGACGUUAAUAUUCUUGGAAGAGAGAUUGAAACUCUGAUUAUGAGAGAUCUUGUUACAGAAGUUUUGAAUGAUAUGAAGUUUUGAUGGAGUGCAAGGUUGAAACGUUUUGUUUUCCAGUCUGAGUUAGGAAAGAGUGGCGUAUAUAAUGAAAUGAUAGAAAGUAAAUACAUGAUUUACAUGGUAUCCAAAACUGUGGAUUUCCCAUGUUUGUUUGAUAUAGCUGAGACUUGAGAGUGUGCAUGUAUAUAUGUUCAUCUGUGUGGUUUGCUGAUAUCUGAUAUAGAUGGGAAAUGGGUUUUGAGUAGUUGGGGGUUAUACAGUGUACAUUUAGUAACAUGUAUGUUUACUUUUCCAAUCAUUCUGUUGACAGUAAAAAAAGGAAUUCCUCCCC
Fragaria vesca subsp. vesca is the source of this 3040-nucleotide messenger RNA. RefSeq lists its product as uncharacterized. Lineage: Eukaryota; Viridiplantae; Streptophyta; Magnoliopsida; Rosales; Rosaceae. The record is from RefSeq and is a predicted model, not a curated record. The transcript has 6 exons. The coding region runs from base 133 to 2733 and encodes 866 amino acids.